Messenger RNA from Ostreococcus tauri, 1029 nucleotides. RefSeq names its product unnamed product. Lineage: Eukaryota; Viridiplantae; Chlorophyta; Mamiellophyceae; Mamiellales; Bathycoccaceae. The coding region runs from base 1 to 1029 and encodes 342 amino acids. The transcript has a single exon. The record is from RefSeq and is a predicted model, not a curated record.
AUGGGGGGGCGCGGACGAGAGGCGGCGACGACGACGACGCCGAGCGGGCGCGUCGAGGACGAGACGGAUCGCGGGACGACGGCGACGACGGCGACGGCGACGGCGACGACGACGGCGACGGCGACGGCGACGAUGCGGCGAAAACACGUGGGUUCGCGCUCGGACGUGCGGGGGGGUGACGCGGGCGCGUCGCGGCGAGACGGUUCGGGCUCGGCGACGGCGACGGCGCUGGAGCGAACGUUGAGCGCGACGUCGAUCUCGUCGCACAGUUCGCCAAAGAUCUCGCCGAGAUCGUCGCCGAGGGUGUCCGUGCGCGAGCGCUUCGAGGAUGGAAAUGCAGGAGGCGUGAAACACUCACCCGGUGAGAGGCGGUUGACGUACGGGCCGUACGCUUUGUGGUUCGGCGCGCUCGCUCUCGGGACUCUCAUGCCGGGUGCGAACUCCAAGACGCGCGAGCAGUGGGUGGAGAAGACGAAAUGGAUCGACGAUAUAUUUGUUUCACCGUUCGGACCGGCGGUACCGCUGAUGCUGACUUUUGCUCGUUGGUUCUCCGCGAGCUGCAUAGAAGGAUACGACCGCGAGCGUCGAGGUCGGGUGCCGCUGGGCACGUGCGCGCGCAUAGGGAGCGAUAUACGGGCGUACGUAUUCGUCGCGCUCCUGAGACUGGCGGGAUAUCGCACCUUUAACGCCCUGUGGCCCUCGGCGUUCAUGAGUGAUCACGUUUUUCUCGGCGCGUCAGUCUUCACCGCGAUUCACGGCGAGGUCCUCUGCUGCGCGGUGGACUUUCUUCUACUCGUCGAGCGUCGAGAGAAACCGCUUCGCCGUACGGCCAUCAUGUGCGUCGCUCUUUUUGGUCUGGCGUGCAUGGUCUUCACCUCGGUCGAGGUCUUCGUCACCGCGAGAUUUUUCCAUCGCGGUUUCGAGACUUUCGUCGCCGCGGCGCUCGGAUGGUUCGCGCUUCAGCUCCCUCUCGUGCUCUCCGUCGCCGGUCCACGCGCGGUGGAGUUCGCCGCCGCGCUCGCGCUUUAG